AAACAAAACUCUUUCCUUGUAUUGUAUGUUCCUUUCUUUUUGUAUUAGCUCCUUUUGUAUAGUGACAGUUGUUGUUGUGCAUAGAUACUACUUACUGUGUUUAACAUUUGUCCCCAAAUAAGUUCAACUUUAAAACCACAGAGUUGGAAGAGUCACUUAUUAUUUUGCAGAAUGAGCCGAUCUUUUUCAUUUAUCUCCUUGGCUCUCAUCUUCUACCUCUUCCUUCAUCACCACCUUCUCGUAGCUUCUCAAUUCGAAGGAUUCGAUGCUGAAGACGACGAUGUCUCCGACGAUACCUCUCACCUUCACCACUCCCUUCCUCCUCCUCUUAUCACUCAGUCUCACUCAUCACUCCCCGAUCUGGAACCCGAUCUCAUCCCUGAAUCAGACACCGAGCCUCAGUCCACGCCAUUAGAAUACUGGGAUGAAGACGAGUUCGAAGGACUCCCGACGGAGGUAGAGACACUUGAAUCGCCGCCAUUGAUUACAGAAAACAUCACUACUCAUGCUGAUUCGAAGACGUUAGAUCUCAACACUUCUUCGGAAGCUCAAGAAAAUAAUACUAGUACUACUGAUCCGUUGAUGAAGAAGAAGACCAAGUCGUACGCGGUGGAGAUCGCUUGCGUCUGUUUCCUAAUCGCUCUCACGAUCAACUACUUCGUCGGCAAACGUGAGAACGAGAGGCUCGCGUUAGCUUGGGCGGCUAAAUUCGCUUCCAAGGAUACAAUAUUCCAGAAGAAUUUCAGUUUGUUAGGAGUUAGUGAAGGAGAGGAUUCGCCAUUGUUGUUGAAAGAAUCGUUGAAUGUGUUCAAAUUCUACGCCAGUGGUCGUAAGUAUUGCCAUGGAUUGUUAGCUACGAUGGAGCUUAAGAGCAGACACGAUCUCAUCUCUAGGCUUUUUAAUUUGGUGGUUCCUUGUAAAGAUGAGAUUACUUUUGAGGUUUAUAUGAAUGAAGAAACUAUGGAUCAGGUUGUGUUGGCUGUUGUGAGGAAGAAGGCUGUGAAGACGAUGAUAAAGGAGACGAAGGAUUUGCGGAGAUCUGCUUUGAUUCUUCCUUUUGGGAGGAAAUGGGUGUCAGAGGAGUUAGCUGUGAUCUCUGAAUCCAAGGAAGUAGCUGCUAAUAUGAUCACUGACUCUGUGCUUGAUCUGGUUUUUGGUGACAACGCUGUGGAUAAGUAUGGGAAGCAUUUCAUCUCGAUGCAUAUAUCUGACCAACACCCUGGCAAGCACAAGAAGGUGCUGCUUUUCAAGUUUUCCUUACCCGAUGCUAAACAUAUGGAUGAUAUCGUCCGGUUGGUGUUGCUAAUUCCAUAUUACAUCGAAUUAGUAGGACGAUACAGACUCAGCUCCCAGGCGCGGAUCAAAACUGAGAGUGGUAGGCAAAAGGCAGCAGAGGAAGUCAUGCAUUCUAUCAUCUCGGGAUUCGAGAUAAAUGGAACAGUUGCAAACAGUACUGAUUGCAAGUGA
Molecule: messenger RNA, 1467 nt
Organism: Camelina sativa (false flax)
Lineage: Eukaryota; Viridiplantae; Streptophyta; Magnoliopsida; Brassicales; Brassicaceae
Biological process (GO): endoplasmic reticulum calcium ion homeostasis
Cellular component (GO): endoplasmic reticulum
Molecular function (GO): calcium ion binding
Source: RefSeq, a predicted model, not a curated record